Messenger RNA from Closterium sp. Naga37s-1, 6303 nucleotides. The record is from the annotation of a GenBank genome assembly. NCBI's taxonomy places the organism in Eukaryota, Viridiplantae, Streptophyta, Zygnematophyceae, Desmidiales, Closteriaceae.
AUGUCGGGUAAGAAGCCGUUAUCAGAUAUCCGAGGUAUCCUCACGGCUAUCCGCCUCCGCAGGGUUACCCAGGAGGAUACCCUCCUCAGGGUUACCCUCCACCGCAAGGCGGUUAUCCUCCGCAGCAGGGUUACCCCCCUCCACCUGCCGGUUACCCCCCUCAAGGAUAUCCUCAACAGGGUUACCCGCCACCCGCCGGCUACCCCCCUCAGGGAUACCCGCCACAGGGUUACCCCCCUCAAGGAUACCCGCCUGCCGGUUAUCCGCCUGCUUCUGCGUACCCCGCACCCCACGGCUACCCAGGUGGUCAUGUGGCUCACACUGCGCGUGCGGAGAUUGAUCGCCGAGCGCGUCGCAGCGCUGCGCGAGUUGGCUGUGGACGUGGUUCGGAGCCGCUGGCACUACCUCUUAAUCGACUUCCUCUUAGUGGCGCUGGUGGCCGUGCAGUUGUGGCGCCACGUGUCGCAAGGUGAUUGGAGCAGCCGACCGCCCGUCGCGGAUUUCGAGGAGAUGAAACUUGAGAGCAGCGCGGAUGGGCUCCCGAGUUUCUUCGCCUGGCCACCCGCCUCUGAUACGCAAGCCUCCCCUCCCUCUCCUUCCUCGCUAAGAGCGGACUCGGUUCACGCAAAUUUCCGCCCGUCAAAGUCACACUCGUCGCAGUCACACCAGAUCUCGCCAGACGUUGUCUCGUUAGUAUCGACCCCGGGAUUGCAACAACUGCGGGGAAAGCCCGCGCAACAGACGCAGCCGUUAAUUCUGACUCCGUCUGAGACGCGCAAAUCUGAGCCGUCGGAUGAUUCGUCAAAUCCGGCGGCUAGCAGCGGCAUAUCUGAGAACGCAACUGCUGGUGUGCUGGAUGCUGACGUGGCAGUUAAGCUGUACAGUGCUGCGGCAGGUUAUGACACGGCAUCUAGUGAUGAUGACGUGGGACCAUCAAUCUCAUGGAUUCCCCGGACUCCGGAUCUACCACUCUGCUGGACGUCCACGCCAGCAGAGCCAACGUCCCCGUUACAAGCAGCACCAGAACCCGCUAUAACGCGUGGCGGACUGUUUGUAUACGGCAGCAGCUGUUCCGCCUGCACUGUAGGCCACACCUGCACGUUCUUAAUCAGCGUCGAAUCGCCAGGCGCCACGUGGACGCUCCCUCCCGUUGCUGACGCGACCAGUAAUGAUAGCAGCAGCACCAACACCUCUCCUUCCACUGCUGCAGUUACAACCACUGCUCUUGCUGCUCCUCCUGCCACCACAACCACUGCCACCACCGCCACCACCGACACAGCAUCACCAUUCAAUUACCCCGCCAAUUCCUCCGUGCUGAGUUGGUGGAAGCGUGAGCUCGCUCUCUCCCUCGCCGGCCCUUCACUGCUCCACGCCGACCCUGUUUGUGCCGACCCUCCCGCCUGCUCCCGAUUCGUCGUCGCUUACCGAGCCUGGGAUGCGGGGACGUACCGCACACCCCUCCUAGCCAACACACAGCCUACCUCUUCAAGUGAAGCAGCUGCCAAUAACCAGCCAUUUCAUAACGAAGCAGACAAUAGCGAGGAUUUCUUGCGCCGGCUGCUGCUCCUGGCGACGGCAGGGCAGUCGAGUGUGGGAGGCGAGGCAGCAAGUGUGGAGGAGCGAGUGGGGAACUCCACACUCGAAUAUCAAACCCUUGGAGGGGAAUUAGUCCCUCCUGGGACACCUUUUGAGGCGCUUCCAGACGCUGCUCCUGGCGACAGCAGGGCAGGCAGCGGAAAGGAGAAAGUAGGAAACUCUGUACUAGCUUCCCAUGCACCUCAAGCAGACUUGGCCACUCAUGGGCUGCCACGUGUUCUAAAAGAGAGAGCACAGGAAUCCGAGAAGAGAGCAGAGAACGAGGGAGAGGAUGAGACGAUGCAGGUGACUAGCAGAGGCGGUGAACAGGAACAGGCGGCGGAGGGGAGCAGUAGUCCGUGCAGCGGGUCAGUUAUGGGGAGAUGGCUUGAGAUUAAUCCUGAGAGCGAUGCUAACAGUGCCAGUGCCAAUGCCAGUGGCAGUGGCAGGGGCGUCGGCAGCAGGGGCAGCAAGAGCAGCAAGAGAAAAGACACAUGGAAGUGGGUACCUUUCCCCUGUGCCCCUCCAGAGACCCCAGUGAGUGAGUGGAUCUCCUCCCUCACCCGGCGAGGCAUCCGAGAGAUCUCGAUCGCGGGGGACUCGCACCACCGCAUGCUUGCCGCCCACUUGUUCUACAUGCUGUCGGGCGAGGCCGACCUGGCGAAUAGGAAGGGGCGGCACGAUCUGGCGUUUGUGGCGCGGAACGGGAGGAACGAGACGCUAAGGAUUAAUUUCUACUGGGUGGACGGGAUCUACCGCAACGACGAGUUCGGCUGCACGCACAGAGGGGCCUUUUCGCAGCACUACGACUCCUUCCCCAACAUCUCCCUCUCAAGUGACGUCAUCAUCAUCAACAGUGGCUAUUGGGCCGGCAAGCGUUGUCUGCAUCCGCUCUCCGCCCUCAGCACCCACCUCCCUGAAUACCUCGCCUGGGCCCAAUCCCAAGCCGCCUCCGCCGCUGCUUCUGCCGCCCAAGCCUCCUCCGCUGCUGUUGCUGCUGCUGCCACUGCCACCAACCUAGGUGAUCCUUCUCCUGCUGGUUCAGACCCGAGCAGUUCUGAUUUUGCCAUUCAAUCGACAGCAGCAGCAGCAGCAGCAGCAGCAGCAGCCUCCCUGACAACAGGUGCAUUCUCAUCCCCCCUCUCUCCAGCACCAAGCGGGGCCAGCCUUAGGGGGAAUUCAGCAGCUGCUCUCAGCAGGCAGUCUGCAGCAACAGGUGGUGCUGAAAGGGCAGAACGCCUGUUACGCAGUAACAUCACAAGCACCACCACCACCACCAGCGCCGCCGUUGCCGCCGUCGCCGCCGCCACAAGGGCAGCAGCCACAGGGGUAGAAGCCACAAGCACGAGUCGCCGGGUUCGGUUGAUCGUGCGAGCGGCACCGCCAGUGCCCAACGGAGGAGACAGCUGCAGCAUUGCCAGCCGCAUUUAUGAAGGCCCCGCCACCAACCUCUUUCUCUCUGCUGCUAACCACCUGACCAGAAACCUGGUCGACCAGAUAAACGCAGGCAGUUCUGUCCCCCAUAUUGAGUAUUUUGAUAGCUGGCAAGUGGAGGCACCGCGGUUUAUGGAUGCGUGUCCUCGCGAUCAUCACUUUCACUGCUACGGGUCGAACGGGCAGGGGAAGGUGGUGAUGAGAGGGGACGUUGGGGAAGCUGUUGUCAGUUCCGCCGCCACCGACGCCAAGGAGGUGUCGCUGGAUUCGACUCAGAAGUCAUAUCCUUCCCCCCCCCUUCCUCUCCUCCCCCAAUUCCCCGUUCCCUUUCCGAAUCCGACUCGCAGUUCCGCCGUCACCGACGCCAAGGAAGCGUCGCUGGAUUCGACUCAGAAGUCAUAUCCUCCCCCCCCCCUUCCUCUCCUCCCCCAAUUCCCCGUUCCCUUUCCGAAUCCGGCUCGCAGUUCCGCCGCCACCGACGCCAAGGAAGCGUCGCUGGAUUCGUCCGAGUGGUCGCUCUCGGACAAGCUCGUCGCAGGGCGACCAGCAGCCGUCGCAGGCGACGCAACGGGGUCGCAGGCGCGGGGCAGCGGCGCGGCGAGCGACAGCCACGGACGCGGACAGGGAGUAUCCGGCGAGGCGGGGCUGCACCGAGAGGGGGCCGCGGCGGAUGGGGGAAAAGGUUCCGCCAAGGCGAAAGAAAGGCGCGAGCACGUUUGUUACACUUCCUCGGGUGAGCCACAGGAUUCUGGGGUUUGGGCUUCGGGGGUCACACCCUGGUUCCGCGCAACCACCUUUCCCGCAGGGGUGGUGGUGGGCGGAAGGGGGUGUGCGCGGGUAGGUGUGCAUGGCGUCAUGUUCCGCAUCUCCUCCCCCCGAAUGCUCCCCUUUCUCCUUCCGCCCUUCCUCGGUCUUCUCUUCCCCUUUCUCUCCUUUCCCCCUUCUCUCUCUCCCCAUCAGCCCCAUGGAAGGGCUACCAUCUGGUUCCGCGCAACCACCUUUCCCUGGGGGGGGUGGUGGGCGGAAAGGGGUGUGCGCGCUGUGUGGGAGAGCGUGAGUGUGUGGCCCACGAUCUCCUUCCCCACUUCUACCCAUUGUUCCCUUCUUUCGUCCAAUGUCCAACGUUCUCCCCCCCGAUGCUCCCCUUUCUCCUCUCCUUCCGCCCUUACCCUCCCCUUCCCCCUUCUCUCUCUCCCCAUCAGCCCCAUGGAAGGGCUACCAUCUGGUUCCGCGCAACCACCUUCCCCCGGGGGUGGUGGUGGGUGGGAGGGGGUGUGCGCGCUGUGUGCGCGGAAGGGAGUGCGGCAUGCGCGUUUGGAUCAACGCCCCGGCCACUUGGGUGCAGGUGGGUUUGGGAUGGGUGCAGGUGGGUUUGGGAUGGGUGCUGCUGGGUUUGGGAUGGGUGGUGGUGGAAAAAGGACGGAUGCAGGUGGGACUGGGGUGGAUGCAGGUGGGAAUGGGGUGGGUGCAGGUGGGAAUGGGGUGGGUGCAGGUGGGUACCACAUGGGUGCAGGUGGGUAUCGAAUGGGUGGAGGUGGGUACUUCACAUUCUCUCAUCCACUCAAGUCUCCCCCAACGCGACCUGGCAGAAGAAGGCCAUGGCGCUCCUCCCCACAGAUCUACCCCAACGCGAGCUGGUGGAAGAAGGACAUGACGCUUAUCCUCAAGGGCCCUGCUCUCUCCCAUGGGGACGUGCGCUGCCUCGACCCCCCUGCCUGCUCGCAACUCGACCUCACCUACCGCCUCUGGGACGUGGGACAGUACAAGGCAUUCCUGAGCGUAGGCUGCGCCAACCUGCGGUUUUCCCCCAACUACAAGCAGCAUCUGAGCCAGACGCACCUCCAUGUACUCACAUCAUGGAACGUCACAAUUGUGCCGCAAAAGAGAGACGCCGCCUGGGUUAACGGCUCUCUUGCUCUCCCUCCCACCUCCGCUGCUCCUUUUGCCUCUUCUGCUACUGACACUGCAACCUCUGCUACCACCACUGCCACUGCAACUGUGACUGCAGUGGCUGCUGUUGUGAAUGUUGCUGCUACAGCCAACGUUCCUCCUGCAGCUGCUGCUGCUGCUGCGGCCACCGGCACGGGGGAAGCUCUAAACUCUGGUGCUAGCAGCUAUAACACUAACGGGAACAAUCAAAGCGUCCCUGCCUCUGCUGUAACUAGCGAGAUAAGUGAACACACAAUCAGUAGCAGUAGCAGCAGCAGCAGUGUUCGCCGCUUCUUGAGUGGCAGGUGGCAGGAGGAGGAGGCUAGUGAGGAGAGCGAGGCGAGCAGAGGGAGAGGAACGGAAGGGAGGGGUGCGGAGGAGAGGAGGCUGCUGGAAGAGGGGGCGACGGAUGAGGAGGAGGAAGAAGAGGAGGAGGAGGAGAAGCUGCCAAUGACGCCGUGCCAGGUGUCAGGCAUCAAGGGGCGAUGGGUGCUGUCCAAGGCUGGCGGAUACGAGUGGCGCUUCUACCCGUGUGCACCCAGUGAGCCGAAACGACCGGCAGGAUGGGUGGCACAGCUGGUGCGGAAGGGCAUUCAGGAGAUCAACAUCGUGGGGGACUCGCACCAGCGCGUUCUGUCCUUUCACCUGAGAUAUCUCCUGUCAGGCUUCGCGGACGAGCGCAUGGUGCGGUCGCACGAGGACAUGAACUUCACAGUCACGGAUGAGCGCUCGAGCCAGGUUCUGCGAAUCAACUUCUACUGGGUGGACGGCAUCUACAGGAACCGCGAAUACGGCUGCUCGUUGAGAGGCCAGUACACGCACAACUACCACACCUUCCCCAACAUCUCCACCACAGCCAACGUCACAGUCAUAGAGGGCGGCUACUGGGCCGGCAAGUGGUGUGCCGAGCCGCUGCAAGCCCUCCGCGCCCGCCUCCCCGAGUUCUUCAUCUGGGCGCUCCUCGCCGCCCGGUCCAACCGCGCCCGCGUUGUCUUCCGAACGCCGCCGCCCGUCCCGAACGCCGGCUCGCAUUGCUUGGAUUAUGCGAUCAAGAGGGGUUUUGCGGGGCCCGCGACAAACCUGUACCUGGCUGCGGCCAAUCGGCAUGCACGCCAGCUGGCGGCAUCGGUGACGAGAGGCGCUGAGAUGGCGGUGUUUGAUUCGUGGGCCGUGGAGGCGCCGCGGUACGGCGACACCUGUCCCGGGGAUCAUCAUUACUCGUGCUUUUUGGGCGGGCAGAAGCGGACGAAGCCGGUUGUGAGGGGGGCGGUGGGAGAUGCAGUGGCGAGGACUUUCCUGCACUUUUUGCUGCACUCGCUGCGUAUGGAGGAUAGCAGCACAGCAGAAGAGCAAAAUAAUACCUGA